This is a messenger RNA of Bombina bombina (fire-bellied toad), 1455 nucleotides long. RefSeq names its product rabaptin, RAB GTPase binding effector protein 2 (gene RABEP2). Gene Ontology annotation, biological process: endocytosis. The record is from RefSeq and is a predicted model, not a curated record. Gene Ontology annotation, cellular component: intracellular membrane-bounded organelle. The transcript is spliced from 7 exons. NCBI's taxonomy places the organism in Eukaryota, Metazoa, Chordata, Amphibia, Anura, Bombinatoridae. Gene Ontology annotation, molecular function: GTPase activator activity. Bases 221 to 1141 code for a protein of 306 amino acids.
UCAGGCAAACUUAAAGAAUAUUAUUGCACUUGUCUAUAUUAUUUAGCAUCGGUUUACUACUGCGCAGUCCGCACGGUUGAACUAUAUCACAAAAAGUGUACUCUACACGAACAAUGACGGAAAUUACCGAGUGCUCUCAGAUGACGGAAAUUACCGAACGCAAUGUCUAGCUAACACGACUGCUGACGGAAAUUGCCGAACGGAUACGGAAACGUGUACCAUGCGGAUGCGGAUUUACACUGAAGAAAAAGAAAAGUUGGGAACAGAUUUCCUACAGGAAACCAACACCGACAGAGAGUCCAGUUCUUCCAUGUCUCAGCUGGAUGAUGACUCUUUGGACCAGGAACCUCUCAGUUCCUCCCCGGAGUAUUCUGGGGAGGAAUCAGACCUUUCAAUGACAGCUGAUGCAUUUGCCCAUGGCUGUGACAGUGUCUCAAUCUCCUCCUUCACCAGUGACCGACUAAAGCCAGGUCAAGAAGACACAGCAUCCUUGGUUUCCACGGCAACCCUAGUACCUGAGUGUAUCUACAUCCCUCCAGUGGGGUACCAACUACUGUCUGAGCAAGAGUUCAUGCAGCAAAAGUUGACUUUGCAGAACGUCAGUGAGCAGCUGGAGAAAGUAACCAAUGAGAAGGAUGCUCUGCAGGAAGCCCUGAGAUGCAGCUCAGAAGAUUGCUCUAACAGGGUUAUGCUGCUGAUGGAUCAAAUUAAGAACUCGGAAGAACUUCUACAGAACCUGCAAAAAACCCUGGUUGACUCCCAGCAAAAAACAACAUGUCAGAUGGGGUCUUUAUUGGCAUCUUUUGGUCGUUUGUGCAAGGAUGUGAGUUCCUUAAAUGAAGAAAACGAUAAAUUGAGAGCUUUAAGUUGUACAGGCUCCCCCAACGAACAGAGACAGGCAGCAUCACACACACCCCUGCAGAGAGAAGCGCAUCACCGGCAGGAGAGGUUGUGUAUAGAGAUUGUGACGCUGCAGGAGGAGCUAAACGCUUCACUGGGAGAGAAAAGUGAUUUGGAGGAGCAACUGAAAAGGGAGAGGGAGACUCACACGGAAGACAGAGAGAUUAUGGAAGGUAAGUAUCAUAAUAUCAUUCUACUAGGACUCAAAAAUGUGAAACCUCUACUUAGAACUUAUUCAUAGAUAACAGCAGAUGCAGUAAAAGGGACAUUUCAGUUUAACAUUUAAAUGCACAUAGAUGAAUUACAUCUCUGAAUAUAUUGGCAAAAAUGCUUCUAGUAAAAGUUAUCACAUGCAUGUGAAGCAUAACUAGGAUAUUCUCAGUGCACCAGCAUUUUAAAUACUGCAGCUGCACAUUGCACCAGUGGGGCUUGUAUCAUGUCAGCAAUUAACAAUAUUAGUCAUUAACAGAUGAGCACCUUAGGUUCUUUGAACAAGUGCUGGUGCACGGUCCAUACUUGAAGUGAAUGUCAACUUAAGCAUAGUCGCUCAAGUCA